Messenger RNA from Venustampulla echinocandica, 747 nucleotides. RefSeq lists its product as uncharacterized. The transcript has 4 exons. Gene Ontology annotation, molecular function: SUMO conjugating enzyme activity. The record is from RefSeq and is a predicted model, not a curated record. Lineage: Eukaryota; Fungi; Ascomycota; Leotiomycetes; Helotiales; Pleuroascaceae. Bases 1 to 747 code for a protein of 248 amino acids. Gene Ontology annotation, biological process: protein sumoylation. Gene Ontology annotation, cellular component: nucleus.
AUGCCGGGAGCCGUUUCACAGAGACCGAGGCAGAAGAACGCCCCUGCAUCCCUUUGGUCUGCUCCAAUCACACAUCGUCAUCCUAGACCGGAAUCUCUCGCAAACCGCCACGAUCCGCCCGUCCGACUCCCUCGCCUGAGUGUACGGGAAGCGCCUCCUGCCUCAGCCUCCAACCUCCAAGUUCGAACCAACGCACUUUUCGAAACCCGAACCAACCCUCAACCUCAGCAAACCCUACAUCUUACAGCCUCUCGCCUCACCAGAUCAGCGACCAUGGCGCUGUGCCAAAAUCGAUUGCAGGAGGAGAGAAAGCAGUGGCGACGGGACCAUCCAUUUGGGUUCUACGCAAAGCCCCAACGCAAUGCUCAAGGUGUCCUCGAUCUGAAGGUUUGGGAGUGUGGCAUACCCGGCAAGGAGAAGACACUUUGGGAGGGAGGGCUCUUUAAACUGAGCGUUAUCUUCCCUGAUGAGUAUCCCACAAAGCCACCAAAAUGCAAAUUUGUCCCCCCUCUCUUCCAUCCCAACGUCUACCCAUCUGGUACGGUCUGCCUGUCGAUCUUGAACGAGGAGGAGGGCUGGAAGCCAGCGAUCACCAUCAAGCAAAUUCUUCUAGGUGUCCAGGACCUGCUGGACGACCCGAAUCCAGAUUCCCCCGCCCAGGCUGAUGCAUUCCAUCUCUUCAAGAAAGACCGUGCGGCAUAUGAGAACAAGAUCAAGAGGCUUGUUCGAGACAACCCGGCCCCUUAG